AGCAUCACAUAAUCAUUUACACUGAAAUGAAACUAAAGCUAUCUCAACGAAGCACUGUUGAGUUUUGUGCAGAACAAGGCAGCAAAGUUAUGGCCAGAGCCAGCAGUUUCUUAAAAGAAGAGCAGUUUGAGUGCUCCAUUUGUACGGAUAUCUUCAGUAACCCAGUGUCUCUUCCGUGUGGACAUAACUUCUGUGAUGGCUGUAUCGGGCGGCACUGGGAAGGCAAAGAAGUGUGCAAAUGCCCACUCUGCAAACGGGAGUUCAACAAAUCCCUGAAACUCAAUAUAAACACUUUGUUCAGAGACAUUGUGGACAAUUAUAAAGAGGAUUAUGUUGUAAGUGACAGUGAAAAGCCCAGCGGUCCAGAGGACGUACUGUGUGACUGCUGCCUUGAGUCCCGACGCAGAGCAGCUCAGACAUGCCUGGUGUGUCUGACAUCCUUCUGUAAGAGUCACCUGGAGCCUCACCUCAGAGUGUCCUCUUUAAAGACACACACACUCACUGAUCCUGUGCCAAACCUGCAGCAAAAGAUGUGUCCAAAACACAACAGGAUUUUAGAAGAGACCAGCUGUGACCAGACAAAAGUGUGUGUGUUGUGUGCCAAUAAUGAGAAAAAGGGCCAGUCAAACAUGAAGUCAGAAAAACAUGUAUAUUAUAUAAAGAUGAAAAAUUCAAGGAAAACAAAGAGAAACAAAAACAAGCAUGCAGCACCAAGGGUGGAAAAGAUGGAGCACACCAAUGAGACAGAGAGCUUAGAAAAUGUGAAGAUUUGGCAUAAUAAUGUCCUGUACACCUUUUUGCCUCUCCCCUCACACUUUGGCUUCUCCACCGGAAGAGUCUAUUAUGAUGUUCCCAAUGUUGGUAACAGUAGCUGCACAAUAGGAGUAGUUAAUGCAAAAAUGCGUGGUAAUAUGGUUUUCAGUACAAAAACACAUCAGAAAUGGGUUGUACGUUACAAUAAUUUUUGUGAAUGUCCAGCAGGGUGUCCCAUAGAAAAAAAUAAUUUUCCUGACAGAGUUUUGGUGUGUGUGGACUAUGAGCAGGGGCUCAUGUUCAUCGUCCAUCCACUGGAUGGGAUUGUUUUGUUGUGUAUGACUAACUGUAACUUCAAAGGAGAACUCUUCUUGUUUAUAUAUAGAAAUAAAUAUGUACCACAUGUAAAAAACUGGACACCAUGUAAAAAUAGAUCAGAUGUCUUCUUUGCCAUUGUCUUUAUGAUCAUUUUAUUUUAUGCAAUAUUUCAGAAUUAAUACAUUUUUUGUUAAGUGUGAUUUUUAUUAUUAUUAUUAUUAUUUUUAUUAAUAUUUUAUUUGUUAGUAAAAAAUAAAAAUAAAAAUCUGUGUGAUACAUAUAAAACAAA
Molecule: messenger RNA, 1360 nt
Organism: Boleophthalmus pectinirostris (great blue-spotted mudskipper)
Lineage: Eukaryota; Metazoa; Chordata; Actinopteri; Gobiiformes; Gobiidae
Product: E3 ubiquitin-protein ligase Midline-1-like
Exons: 2
Coding region: 27-1250 (407 amino acids)
Source: RefSeq, a predicted model, not a curated record